AUGGCAGUGUCAAAUAUGCUGUUCUCUGACGUAGAAAGUUUCCUGGACUCACAUCCGGAGUUGUUCGAGGACUACCUGAGCAGGAAGGGGAAUUAUAGCAUGGUGGAGAAAUGGCUCAAGAAUCACCAGGCGAGCAAAGCAGCAGCAGCAGCAGCAGGACCGGCGGCGGCUGUAGCAGCUGCUGCUGCUGCUGCUGCUGCAGCUCCCAUCACCAAGCCGAGAGAGGAGAGGAGCCACGCGUGCAUGGACAGCUGGGCGAGCAAAUGCGACGGCCUGCAGCGGAGAGCCUCCCAGAAGGAGCUGCGCAAAACUUUCGCCCGAUCCAAGGCCAUCAACGUGAACAGGACCUACGACGAGCACGUGAACUCCAGGGCGCAGGAGCCGCUCACGAGCAUGAGGAGGAGAGCUCUGCUGAGGAAAGCCAGCUCCUUACCCCCGACCACUGCGCACAUCCUGAGCGCGCUGCUGGAGUCCAGAGUCAACAUCCCCCAGUACCAGUCCACAGCCGUGGACUUCAAAUAUUACCUGAAAGAGAACAACGAAAGAGAGUUCUUCCUGGAGCUGGUUAAAGACAUCUCCAACGACCUGGACCUGACGAGCCUCAGCUACAAGAUCUUGGUGUUUGUGUGCAUCAUGGUGGACGCAGACCGGUGCUCCUUGUUUUUGGUGGAGGGAACGGGCAACAAGAAGACACUGGUGUCCAAAUUCUUUGACGUGCACGUGGGGACCACGGUUUUACCCUCAAUGAACUCAGAUGAAGUUCAGGUGCCGUGGGGCAAAGGGAUCAUUGGAUACGUGGCUGAGCAUGGAGAGACAGUGAACAUCCCUGACGCAUAUCAGGACCGCCGGUUCAGUGAUGAAAUUGACAAGCUGACAGGGUACAAAACCAAGUCCCUCCUGUGCAUGCCCAUACGCAACAGUGAUGGUGAGAUCAUUGGGGUUGCUCAGGCCAUUAACAAGACUUCCAGUGGAGAGCUCUUUACUGAAGACGAUGAGAAGGUUCUGCAGAUGUAUUUGCCCUUCUGUGGUAUUGCAAUCUCCAAUGCUCAACUCUUCGCUGCCUCGAGGAAGGAGUACGACAGGAGUCGGGCACUCCUGGAGGUAGUCAAUGACCUGUUUGAAGAACAGACUGACCUGGAGAAGAUUGUUAGGAAGAUCAUGCAUCGUGCCCAAACACUGCUUAAGUGCGAGCGCUGCUCUGUUCAGUUGCUGGAGGACAUUGAGUCACCGGUGGUCAAAUUCACUAAGUCGUUUGAGCUACUGUCCCCAAAAUGUAGCGCCGACACGGAAAACAGUUUUAAAGACAGCAUGGAAAAAUCUUCCUAUUCAGACUGGCUCAUCAACAACAGCAUUGCAGAGCUGGUGGCAUCGACAGGACUACCAGUGAACAUUAGUGAUGCCUAUCAGGAUCCCCGCUUUGAUGCUGAGGCAGACCAGUUCUCUGACUUCCAUAUCCGCUCUGUGCUUUGUGUUCCGAUAUGGAACAGCAACCACCAAAUUAUUGGUGUGGCUCAAGUGCUGAACAGGCUUGAUGGGAAACCAUUUGAUGACGCGGACCAACGUCUCUUUGAGGCUUUUGUGAUCUUCUGUGGACUGGGCAUCAACAACACAAUCAUGUACGACCAGGUGAAGAAGUCUUGGGCCAAGCAGUCUGUGGCGUUGGACGUUCUGUCUUACCAUGCCACUUGCUCCAAGACGGAAGUGGACAAAUUUAAGGCUGCUAACAUCCCUCUGGUCUGCGAGCUGGGCAUUGAUAAACUCUCCUUUGAUGAUUUCUCCCUGGAUGUCGACGCCAUGAUAACGGCAGCUCUGAGGAUGUUCAUAGAGUUGGGAAUGGUGCAGAAAUUUAAGAUUGACUAUGAGACUCUCUGCAGAUGGCUGCUGACUGUCAGGAAAAACUACAGACUGGUUCUCUACCACAACUGGAGGCAUGCGUUCAACGUCUGCCAGUGCAUGUUUGCUAUGCUAACGACGGCAGGUUUCCAGGAGACGCUGACAGAGCUGGAGAUCUUAGCUCUUAUUGUAGGUUGUGUGUGCCACGAUUUGGACCACAGGGGCACCAACAAUGCUUUUCAAGCCAAGACGGGUUCAGCCCUCGCUCUGCUUUAUGGUACCUCUGCUACGCUGGAGCACCACCACUUCAACCACGCCGUUAUGAUCCUGCAGAGCGAGGGUCACAACAUCUUCUCCAACCUGUCGUCCACAGAGUACAGCGACCUCAUGCAGCUGCUGAAGCAGUCGAUUCUGGCCACGGACCUCACACUGUACUUUGAGAAAAGAAACACAUUCUUUGAGCUGGUCAAAAAAGGAGAGUACAACUGGAACGUUAAGGCCCACAGAGACAUGUGCAGAUCCAUGAUGAUGACAGCGUGCGAUCUUGGUGCCGUCACAAAGCCCUGGGAAAUAUCACGCAAGGUGGCAGAGUUGGUGACGAGCGAGUUUUUUGAGCAAGGUGACCGAGAACGACUGGAGCUGAAGCUCACGCCCUCUGCCAUAUUUGACCGCAACAGGAAGGACGAGCUUCCGGGUCUUCAGCUGGAGUGGAUUGAUGGAAUUUGCGUGCCACUGUAUGAGACUUUGGCCAAGUUGACUCCUAAACUUCAGCCACUGGUUGACAUGAUCAGAGCGAACAGGGCCAACUGGGAGGAGCUGAACAAGAAGAGACAAUGUGAUCAGAGGGUUCCUGUCCCUGUGAGUCCAUACAGCGGUGACACCACAGAAACCAGCAGCUGCACUGUGGCCCAAAACAGCAGCAUUCCCUGCUGCAGCGGCGACGCUCAAAGCAAACUGUCCAAAGCGGCGAGCUAG
This is a messenger RNA of Nematolebias whitei (Rio pearlfish), 2808 nucleotides long. RefSeq names its product phosphodiesterase 11a (gene pde11a). Lineage: Eukaryota; Metazoa; Chordata; Actinopteri; Cyprinodontiformes; Rivulidae. The transcript is spliced from 20 exons. Bases 1 to 2808 code for a protein of 935 amino acids. The record is from RefSeq and is a predicted model, not a curated record. Gene Ontology annotation, molecular function: 3',5'-cyclic-nucleotide phosphodiesterase activity; protein binding. Gene Ontology annotation, biological process: signal transduction.